UCAGUCGAAUCGGGAGCGUGGCGAUGUUCGUUUUGCGGCAGUGCUCGUUGCGGCCGGAGUGGCAGUUGCUUGAAACAGGAGCUGCCAACUGAAUGUGUGAUUUCUGCGAAGGUUGGAUACUAGUGCCAGUGAGGGAAUGCGAAACGGCCAUAUCGAGUAAUGCAACCGAGAAGGCGUGCAGGCGUGCAGGCGAGAAGUGAGCGAAAGCUGAAGCCAGUUCAAAAGUUCAAAACACCAAAAAAAAAAAAAGUGUCAAGUGAAACAAACAAAUGAAGAAACACUUUGCGGCCGGGGUCGACAGCGUGUGUGGGCGUGCUGGGCAUGGGCAUGCUGCAUGUUCGAAUGGCCAACACAAAAAACAACAACAGAUAGUGCUUAAAAUUGCCUAAAAGGCCAGAGGACAACAAAAUAGAAUAGUUUCCAAAUAUAUUCCAUGAGAAGUGGCUAAAACAAUAAGCACCGGGCGCUUUAAAACUCUCUCCCUCACUCUCCAUCCCUCUCGGAAAACACAAACAAUGAAGCACGACAGUGGCAACAGUGGCAGAAACAUCAUCAACAACAGCAGGUCCACUCUUUGGGCCAUCAACAAGAGCAACAGAACCCACAAUGUUCUAUGGCUAUUACAAAAGUAACAAACAACAAAUAGCCAGCAACAACUAAGCCAAAAGUUCGCCAAAGCAUUUGAUGCUAGAACAACAACCACAGCAGCAGCAAUAGCAGCAAACACAGCGGCCACCACAUCAGCAUUGGCAACACUUUUACGAGUCGCCAACUACAUUUUACAACGAAUUUUUGUUAUUGCAAAAGGCUUGAGAAAGUAGUCUGAUAGGAAUCAGCUCAUCUUCUAGUAUGCCAUGGCAGCGGCAGCAGCCACAUCGACGCUGGAGGAUCGACCACACGACAUAGCCAGCGACAACAGCGCCCAGCACCGCACGCUGGCGACGAAGGUGCGCCGAAAAGAGUCGCGGCCCCUGCGGCGCCUGCAUCCGCCCAUACCGCUGGGGCAGCUCCUGUGGCUGCUGUGCUGUCUGAGCCAGCUGCGCGCCGAGUGCCCCUCGGUAUGCGAGUGCAAGUGGAAGAGCGGCAAGGAGUCCGUCUUGUGCCUUAAUGCCAACCUCACACAUAUCCCCGAGCCUCUCGACGCCGGAACACAGCUGCUCGACCUCAGUGGCAACGACAUUCAGUCCAUCCCCGACGACAGCUUCGCCGCUGCGCAGCUUCUCAACCUUCAGAAGGUCUACCUGGCCCGCUGCCGCCUGAGGCUUAUUGAGCGGCACGCGUUCCGUAAGCUCAUCAACCUUGUGGAGCUGGAUUUGAGUAAUAACCAGCUGGGGGCGAUCCCUUCGCUGGCCCUCUACCACGUUUCGGAGCUGAGGGAGCUGCGGCUGAAUGGAAACCCCAUCCUGCGUGUCCCGGACGACGCUUUUGCACACGUACCGCAGCUGGUGCGCCUGGAGAUGAGCGACUGCCGCCUGGUCUUCAUUGCGGUGCGAGCCUUUGCGGGCCUAGAGAGCAGUCUGGAGUGGCUGAAGCUGGAUGGCAACCGGCUGAGCGAGGUCAGGAGCGGCACCAUCACCUCGCUGUCCUCGCUGCAUGGCCUGGAGUUGGCCAGGAACGAAUGGAACUGCAGUUGCUCCCUUCGUCCGCUUAGGGCCUGGAUGCUGCAGCAGAACAUACCGAGCGGGAUACCACCCACCUGCGAGUCUCCCACCCGACUGACUGGCCGCGCCUGGGACAAACUGGACGUGGACGAUUUUGCCUGCGUUCCGCAGAUCGUGGCCACAGACACGACGGCGCACGGCGUGGAGGGACGCAAUGUCACCAUGAGCUGCUACGUGGAAGGGGUGCCCCAGCCGGCUGUGAGAUGGCUGCUCAAGAACCGCCUGAUAGCCAACCUCAGUGCCGGUGGCGAGGACUCCGACGAGCCGCGCACGGCGGCGGCCACACAGGGUCGCAAGACCUAUGUCGUCAACAUGCUGAGGAACGCCUCGAACCUGACGAUACUAACGGCGGACAUGCAGGAUGCUGGGAUCUACACGUGCGCGGCGGAGAACAAGGCCGGAAAGGUCGAAGCCAGCGUGACUCUGGCCGUAUCUAGACGGCCUCCGGAAGCUCCCUGGGGUGUUCGGAUUGUUCUGCUGGGCGUCGUAGCCGCCCUACUGUUUGUGGUUGGCUCCUCGUUUGCCGCCAUCUGCCUCUGCUCUCUGAGGAGGCGGCGGAAACUGCGGCUCUGGAACUCCGUUCCCCCCGUAAGACGCAGCGAGAGUUAUGAGAAGAUCGAAAUGACGGCCCGGGUGCGACCGGACCUGGGCGGAGGCGCCAGCUGUGGCGGUGGCAGCGCCAAUGGGGCCGGUCUGUUCCAGGAUGCCGAGGAGCACGGCUAUCUCCGGGCCGCCCACACACCCCUCAACGACAACGAUGCGGGCCAGGCGGCCAUUGUGAAUCCCAGUGCGGGUAGCGCCCAGCGCCGCAAUGGCGAUUAUCUACAUGUGUCCACCCACUGCGACGACGAGGAGGAGGACCAGCAGCAACAGCAGCAGCAGCAGCAGCAGCAGCAGCCGUCGCGAAAGACUUCUAUGGGAGGCGACUCGACAAAGCGACAGGCAGGCAAUGUUGUCUCCGCAUCCGCAUCCUCUACGAAUAAUUCAGUGGCAGUGGCGCUGGAGGAAACGGAUCUGCACAUCCCGCGCCUGAUUGACAUCGGCGGCACUGAUUCCGCAUCCAGUUCCAUCUCCAGUCAAGUGGAUGCUGCUGCUCGCCUGGCGGGCUAUGGAGGACAUGCAGUUACGUGGAAGACAACGCCCAUAGCCACCACCAAGAUCACUUCGCCGCACAGUAAGCCCCCGACGACGACCAUACUAACCCAACCUACUCAGGGUGCGACCUGCUCAGCCACGCCCUUCUCCCGCUACGGCAACCACCCGGCGGAUGAGAUGGCCACGUCCGUUUUUUGCAGCAGCAACGGCGACGGCCCGGAUAACGAUCUCUUCGACAGCAACUAUCCGGAUCUUCUGGACAUAGCCAAGUAUGCGGUGGCUCAGGCACAUCAGCAGCAGCAGCAUCAGCAGCAAGGACAUGUAUAUUCGCAGGGGAUGCCGGCACCCAACGGGGGGCUGUGCACGCUACCCCGGAAGCUAAAGACGAGUGGAAAGUACUUCCGAAACUCUUCAGACAGUCAGUCGCCCCUGUUGGCCGACAACUCCAGCAAGUAUGGCAGCAGUACCCUCGGAGAUGGAAGCUUUCUGAACGAAGCCAUGGGCCUGGGAAGGCGCUACUCGGCCGAGUCCAGUUAUGCCAACUAUGCCAGCACGACAACCUACACUGGCGGUGGCCAGAGAGCCAACAGUUUUCUCAAUCUGGUCCAGAGCGGAGCGCACAAGGGUGGGCCCCAUAACAUCGGACACAAGCCCAGUCUGCCAUGCAGUCCAGUGCAGCAUCAGCGCUCGUUAAGCAGUGCGGCCACGCCCCUGCUGGACUUCUCUGCACUGGCCAACAGAGCUGCGGGGGCAGCCAACUCGUCGGUGGCCGCCUACGACUAUCACGCAGCCCAGCUCGAGCGGUUCCUGGAGGAGUACCGCAACCUGCAGGAUCAGCUCUGCAAGAUGAAGGAGACCUGCGACACCAUCCGGAAGAAGGAGACGCCCCUGAGGGUGGCCGUUGGCCAGUCGGCCGCCCAGCUGGCCGAUCCGGUGAUGUACAGCGCAGCUACUGCCUCGCACAGCCCCAAGACCCCAGCAGCCUCCAACCUGAAGUCGAAGACUCUGCUGCCGGGACAGCCCCCAGAUCCGCCGCCCUACUGGCUUCACCGCAAUGCCAUGCUCAAGCGACUGAACGGCGACGGCAGUGGGACUACGAAUGCGUCUGGCGUCGGGCCCUCAUCCCCCCAGCCCGGGCAGGAUAUUUUCAAGAGCUAAUCGAACCCGUGUACAGAUGGAUGGAUGAAUGAAGAUCAUGGCAGAUAUUGAGAGUCCUUGGCUAGCCAGAGAGGGCUAUUAUGACAAGCAAAUCGGCCAGCAUCAGGGUAGCCUGCAAGGUAAUGCCACCACUCUGAUUGCAUUUGUCUGCAUAGGUAGUUAGGAUUAGGUAGCUGGAGGACAUCCAACUGGUUCGAUGCCCAGCCCCCCUCUGUUGUAUUAUAGACACACUUUUCCACUCUUUAUACUCGCUAAUACGCAAUAUUAAACGGAAUCCCAUGACGAGGAGAAAUCAGACAAUGUAAGUGUAUAGUAUAGUAAUCCCUUAGAAAAAAAACAGUAUCUCGAAAAUCCUUAUCGGAACCUAAUCCUUGAACCCCUCCCUAAGCGCUCUCGUGUUAGUCUAACUAAAAGUGUUUUUGUACUUUAAGCGAUCUCAAUAUAGAAGAAGGAUAAUGUAGUUGACCUUGGAUACUGUAAGUUCAUUUGAGUUGGCACAGACUGCAGGAAUUAAUGGAUGAAUUCAAUGAUUGAUUGACGUACUCGUAUUGUUUAAUUGUUAGAUGGUUUUAUUUUUAGGUACGAAACUCAAAUUAAAGUUAGACAUUAAACUGAACUUUUAAGCCAAUUAACAAUCGACAAACGAAAAAUCUACACACUAAAUUCAGUCGAAUGACAAAUUGUAAUUUACAACCGUAACAAAAACAUAUUUUAGGGUGUCACCAAACUAAAAAACUCAAAACCAUUUCACCCAAAACAAAGCAAAACGAAAACGA
Drosophila obscura is the source of this 4690-nucleotide messenger RNA. RefSeq lists its product as uncharacterized. Bases 855 to 3914 code for a protein of 1019 amino acids. Lineage: Eukaryota; Metazoa; Arthropoda; Insecta; Diptera; Drosophilidae. The transcript is spliced from 4 exons. The record is from RefSeq and is a predicted model, not a curated record. Gene Ontology annotation, molecular function: protein binding.